AGACCCGCUAUAAACCCGGCUCAAUUGCCGGCUGCUCCCCCCAAGCAUGGGCUUCCUCCUCCUCCGCCGGCUGCUGCUCCAGGGCCAGCAAGAGAGGAGAGUGGGCUGCAAGGCAAUCCUUCCUGAGCUUCUGGGCCGGACCUACAGCUCCGACUCUACUCGGUUCCAGGAGCGUACACUCAUUGCCGUGAAGCCAGACGGAGUUCAGAGGAGGCUGCUGGGAGAUGUGAUCAAAUGCUUUGAGAGACGCGGCUUCAAGCUUGUAGGCCUCAAGUUACUCCAGGCAAAUGAAGGGAUCCUGGCGCAGCACUACCAGCACUUGCAAAAGAAGCCGUUCUACCAGGAGUUGGUCCAGUACAUGACCUCGGGACCCGUGGUUGCCAUGGUUUGGGAAGGGCACGAGGUGGUCAAGGCCUCCCGGGCCAUGGUGGGAGAGACCAACCCGGCCGAAGCCAGGCCCGGGACCCUCCGGGGAGACUUCAGCGUCCACGUCAGCAGGAACGUGGUCCAUGCCAGCGAUUCGGUGGAGACGGCCCAGCGGGAGAUCGGCCUCUGGUUCCAAAGCGAUGAGCUGGUGAACUGGGAGUGUUGGGAUCACAAACUCUUGUACGAGCCCUGACCGCGUGCGUGGCCGUGCGGACGCAACGUUGACUACCUCGGUUUUGCCUUUUACGCAUCACGUCUUCCAUCCGCCCUCUUGUCACCUGAUUGAACACGGCUUGGAAAUCUGACGGCUGUGAUAGAAAUCCAUGUGGAGUCUGGGUCUGAACAUUAAAAACAGAUCAGUGCAAUCCUG
Messenger RNA from Anolis carolinensis (green anole), 796 nucleotides. RefSeq names its product NME/NM23 nucleoside diphosphate kinase 4 (gene nme4). The record is from RefSeq and is a predicted model, not a curated record. Gene Ontology annotation, molecular function: nucleoside diphosphate kinase activity. Lineage: Eukaryota; Metazoa; Chordata; Lepidosauria; Squamata; Anolidae. Gene Ontology annotation, biological process: UTP biosynthetic process; CTP biosynthetic process; GTP biosynthetic process. The transcript has 5 exons. Bases 47 to 619 code for a protein of 190 amino acids.